AUGCUGCAAAAGAUUAAACGUCUGUUUCGUCGGAGCGUUCGGGCCUUGAGUAGAACCGCCGAGACGGUGCCUUCGGGCAACAAAGAUAACCUGCCCUCGGGAAACAAAGAACCCUCGCCCCCAGUCAACAAAGAACACACCCCCCAGGCCACCCAAAGAUUGGGCCAACCGCCGUUGAGCUCCCAUUACAUCGAGAGAUGA
Molecule: messenger RNA, 201 nt
Organism: Penicillium verrucosum
Lineage: Eukaryota; Fungi; Ascomycota; Eurotiomycetes; Eurotiales; Aspergillaceae
Exons: 1
Coding region: 1-201 (66 amino acids)
Source: RefSeq, a predicted model, not a curated record